Molecule: messenger RNA, 1859 nt
Organism: Phascolarctos cinereus (koala)
Lineage: Eukaryota; Metazoa; Chordata; Mammalia; Diprotodontia; Phascolarctidae
Gene: VPS37B
Product: VPS37B subunit of ESCRT-I
Biological process (GO): protein targeting to vacuole; ubiquitin-dependent protein catabolic process via the multivesicular body sorting pathway; protein targeting to membrane
Cellular component (GO): ESCRT I complex
Source: RefSeq, a predicted model, not a curated record
GCGGCGAUGGCGGCGGCGGGGCCCGGGCCGGGGGCGGCGGGGGUCGCGGGCCGCUUCGCGGGGCUGUCGCUGGUGCAGCUGAACGAGCUGCUGGAGGACGAGGAGCAGCUGACGAGCAUGGUGCAGGAGAUGGAGGAGACACAGAACGUUCAGCUUAACAAAGAGAUGACUCUUGCCAACAACCGGAGCCUGGCAGAAGGAAAUCUUCUGUACCAACCGCAACUGGACACUUUGAAAGCCAGUUUGACCCAAAAAUACCAGGAACUGCAGGUUCUCUUUGAAGCCUAUCAGAUCAAGAAAACCAAAUUAGAUCAGCAAUCCAGCAAUGCUUCUCUGGAGACGUUGCUAGCCCUUCUUCAAACAGAAGGAGCUAAGAUUGAAGAAGAUACAGAGAACAUGGCGGAGAAGUUCCUUGACGGAGAAGUCCCACUAGAUUCAUUCAUUGACGAAUAUCAAAAUAAGCGGAAACUCGCUCAUUUACGUCGAGUAAAAAUUGAGAAACUUCAGGAAAUGGUGCUCAAGGGCCAGAGACUUCCAAAGGCCCAAGUCCAGUUGCAGCCUAGGGUGCCAGAUUCAACACCAGCUCCCAUGGUGCCCUACCCAGCUUCAGAUGUCAGUGUGCCCCCUUCGGUUGUGCCGCGGCGUAUCCCUCCGCCACCACCCCCAGUCCCUGCUGGACGGUUCGCGACUCCAUUUACAGUGGCCAUGGGAUCAGGACAGGCCCUUCCUUACCCGGGAUUGCAGUGCCCUCCUCUUCCUCCCAGGGUGGGCCUUCCCUCUCUUAGUCACAACCCCCAGCCAGGAUACCCUGCUCAGUUUGCAUCACCGUACCCCCCGGCCCUCCCUCAGAGACCUCCUCCCAGGCUGCCUCCACAUCCUGGCUUCAUCCUUCAGUGAGCCUGCGGCUGCACCUCCAUCCCUGAGUCAGUGCAUGGAGUUUAUAUUACUCCUUCCCCAAUCUGUGGGGAACCCUUCUGGGCUCUGCACACACGGGAGGAGAAAAAGGCCAGACGGGCUCAUCUGGGGGCUCCGUUUCUUGUGGGGCAAGAACAUGUGGUGUUUUUAGAAUCAUCGUUUCUUUGGUAGGUAGUGUGAUGCCGCUUGAUUUGUGUAAACCCAGCAGGUUCUGUAAGCUGGGCGGGAGAAAGAAGCUGACUGCUCUGGGUUUGUUUGCAACUCUUGGUGAGAUCUCUUAAUGUUCUAGUGCUGAUAGCUGAGAAAUUUGGGUUAGAAGAAAAACUUAGCUACCUGCCGUUGUUCCAGCCACAUCUAGAAUUGUCUUCCCAUUGCAGUUCAUUUCAGCAUGUUUCAUUCUAGGUUGAUUUUCAAAAGCCAAUUCCACACUGAUCAGGCCGGUAUCGGAUGGUAACUGUCUUUGCUUAGGGGCAAAGCAGCAUUGGGGUUCUCUGCUGCUUUUAAAAUCCCAGAUGGGCACAGCAGGUAUGAAAUUUGGUAUAUUUACUUUCUACAUGGAAUCUACUUUUGGGGGAAAAUCAUUACUAGCACUCUCCACCUCCCACCCACCCCCAAACCUUGCUGCUUUUAAGAUGCUUAGAAGCCACAAAGCAAAGUUUGCACUUGCUUAAAUGCUGUCUGUACCUUCAGAGGCUCAGAAAUCCAGGCCCUGUGGAGAGAACUGGAGAGGGAAGUGGGACCUGGGUUUUUGUGUUAAGAUUCCGUACCCGAUAUUUCCUCUUCAUCCCUCUCCUUCCCAUACCCGCCCCCAAAGAGCUCACCCCCAAUAAUUUUCCAAUAAGAAACCCUCCAAAAAUAUUUUUACAACUUGUGAAAUUUUUCUGUUUUCUACAAAAAAAAAAGUUUAAUGCUCACAGCACCAUUCAGGGAGACUAUCAAAAAUA